GUCCUCCUUUCCCCUCCCUUCCCCGAUCCCUCUGCCUGUUCUCUUUCUGCAGACUCCGGCCAGCCGGGGACGCUGGAGGUGGAAGGGAGCUCAUACCAGGGGAAGAAAAGCCACCAAACUGUCCCAGCUGCCUACACUUAGUUCUCCGCUGCCCUUCCUUGCCCCUCCAGCCUCUCAGCUGGGUCUGGAGCACUAGCCCAAUUUGAAACACCCCUCCCGCUUCGAAGGAGGCUGGGCUGGCCAGGGGGUUAUUUUGGGAGCAGCCUCAGAGAUCCAAUGGCCUUGUUAGGGCAACACUGACCUUUCCGUCCCAGGAGGAGGGCAGGAUUGGAGAGGGGCGGGGCAGCGGCUGGGAGAUGGACAGCCCCGCACACCCACUGGGUGGAGAAGGGGGCCAGCCGGCUGCAGGAAUUCAGCCUCGGGCUGGGGGCUGUCACCAAGGAGGAAUUUCUCCACUUUGAAACAGACUGGGGACCCCUCCACCCCACCCCUUUCACUGUGCUUCUUAAAGGGAUCACACCGUUUUUCCUUUGACUCCAGGGAAGCCAGACUUGGGACGCUCUAUGGAGACUUUGAAUCUUGCCCUCCUGCUUCCUUCCCAACUGGCAGCCUUCCUCUGGCUGGUUGAGUGGGGGCCUCCCAGGCAUGGCACUGACCAGCCGACCCAGUGCUGAUUUGGCUCCUGGGCUCAUUCAGUCUCUGGUGGCAUCUUGCUUUCCCCCUCCUGGGGCACAGUGGUGAGUCAGGGGCGUCCAGCCCUGAGUGUGCUUGGAGAGUGUCGCUGGCACCCCCCCCCCAUCACCCUCUCUCCCCCACGCUGGAGGACGGUGAGGUUGUCAGGGGCUACGAUGAGAUGAGUGGGGGCCGCUUUGACUUUGAUGAUGGCGGGGCGUACUGUGGGGGCUGGGAGGGGGGAAAGGCCCAUGGACAUGGACUGUGCACAGGCCCCAAGGGCCAGGGCGAAUACUCGGGCUCCUGGAACUUUGGUUUCGAAGUGGCGGGCGUCUACACCUGGCCCAGUGGGAACACCUUCGAGGGAUACUGGAGCCAGGGCAAACGGCAUGGGCUGGGCAUAGAGACCAAGGGACGCUGGCUCUACAAGGGCGAGUGGACACACGGCUUCAAGGGACGCUACGGAACCCGACAGAGCAGCAGCAGCGGUGCCAAGUAUGAGGGCACUUGGAACAAUGGCCUGCAGGAUGGCUACGGCACGGAGACCUAUGCAGAUGGAGGGACCUACCAGGGCCAGUUCACCAACGGCAUGCGCCACGGCUACGGCGUGCGCCAGAGCGUGCCCUACGGGAUGGCCGUGGUGGUGCGCUCGCCGCUGCGCACGUCGCUCUCGUCCCUGCGCAGCGAGCACAGCAACGGCACGGUGGCCCCGGACUCGCCCGCGUCGCCCGCCCCCGACGGCCCGACGCCGCCCCCGGCCGCCAUCCCGCGCGGCGGCUUCGCGCUCAGCCUGCUGGCCAACGCCGAGGCGGCGCGGGCGCCCAAGGGCGGCGGCCUCUUCCAGCGGGGCGCGCUGCUGGGCCGGCUGAGGCGCGCGGAGUCGCGCACGUCGCUGGGCAGCCAGCGCAGCCGCGUCAGCUUCCUCAAGAGCGACCUCAGCUCCGGCGCCAGCGACGCCGCGUCCACCGCCAGCCUGGGCGAGGGCGCCGAGGGCGCGGAGGGCGCCGACGAGGCCGCGCCCUUCGAGGCCGACAUCGACGCCACCACCACCGAGACCUACAUGGGCGAGUGGAAGAACGACAAGCGCUCGGGCUUCGGCGUGAGCGAGCGCUCCAGCGGCCUCCGCUACGAGGGCGAGUGGCUGGACAACCUGCGCCACGGCUACGGCUGCACCACGCUGCCCGACGGCCACCGCGAGGAGGGCAAGUACCGCCACAACGUGCUGGUCAAGGGCACCAAGCGCCGCGUGCUGCCGCUCAAGAGCAGCAAGGUCCGCCAGAAGGUGGAGCACAGCGUGGAGGGCGCCCAGCGCGCCGCCGCCAUCGCGCGCCAGAAGGCCGAGAUCGCCGCCUCCAGGACAAGCCACGCCAAGGCCAAAGCUGAGGCAGCGGAACAGGCCGCCGUGGCUGCCAACCAGGAGUCCAGCAUUGCCCGCACUUUGGCCAGGGAGCUGGCUCCAGACUUCUACCAGCCAGGUCCGGAGUAUCAGAAGCGUCGGCUGCUGCAGGAGAUCCUGGAGAACUCGGAGAGCCUGCUCGAGCCCCCGGAGCGGGGCCCAGGGGCCGCGGGCCCCCAGCAGCGGACCCGCGAGAGCCCGCAGCUGCACGAGCACGAGCCCCCCGGGCCCGAGGGCGGCCCCCCGUCGCCGGCCGGGACGCCCCCGCAGCCCAAGCGGCCCCGACCGGGGGCCACCAAGGACCGCACGGCGAGCCCGGGCGCCUGGAACGGGGAGCCGGGCGCCGAGGGCGCGGGCCGCCGCAGCCCCGCGCGGCCGGCCACCGAUCACAUGGCCAUCGAGGCGCUGCAGCCGCCGCCCGCGCCGUCGCGCGAGCCCGAGGUGGCGCUGUACCGGGGCUACCACAGCUACGCCGUGCGCACCGCGCCGCCCGCGCCGCCGCCCUUCGAGGACGAGCCUGAGCCCGAGGCCUCCGGGCCCGACUCCGCGCCGCCGUCGCCGGCCGCUGCCCCAGUGCGGGCCCCCGAGCCCGCGCCCAACUCCCCCGCCAAGCUGGAGCCCAAGCCCAUCGUCCCCAAAGCCGAGCCCAAGGCCAAGGCCCGCAAGACCGAGGCCCGAGGGCUGACCAAGGCGGGGGCCAAGAAGAAGGCUCGGAAGGAGGCGGCGCAGGCAGCGGAGGCCGAGGUGGAGGUGGAGGAGGUCCCCAACACUGUCCUCAUCUGCAUGGUGAUCCUGCUUAACAUCGGCCUGGCCAUCCUCUUCGUUCACCUCCUGACCUGACCCUUGUCUAACAGAGGAGUUCCUGCUGAGGAUGUGAGGACCCGUCUUUCUGCGCUGCCAGGCAGGGUGGCCAAGGAGGACUGGACUCUGGACCUGGAGCCCCGGGAUCCAGCUCACGUGCACACCACGUACAUUUUGGAGGCCUCUCAUGGCGCCUAUGCUAGGUGCCAAUGGUGCCCAGAGGAACAGAAUGUGCUGGGGAUCCUCCAGGAGCUCCGUGCCUGUGGCAGGGGAGGCCUCGAAGGAGGAGCCCCGGUCUCUUGAGCGCUCCUGUCCCUCGUCCUCAUCCAUUCCCUCGCCUUGCUGCCGGGGUCCCCCUUCCCUGAGCUUUCGUGUGUUUUGGGAGAAAUCACUGAACCAGGACAGUAAUAUAACUCCCAGCCCCUCUCCUUCCACCCCUCCCCUGCUUUGUUUUAACUUGCAGCAGAUCCCUGUGGUGGGCGAGCCAGAGAGCUGCCCACAGAGCAGAGGCCCUGCCUUCCGUGGUCUCCACGCAGCACCCACUCCGUCCCUUGCUGACAGAUGUUCUGGAUGACAACAGAGGAAACAGACACGCUCGGUUCGAGAACCCCGGGAUACGGUGCUCCUGUCUCCUCCCACCGGUCCAGCUAGCUUCCCUGCUGGACCCGUAGAGGAUGGGGGGACACAAGGCACUGGAGCCUUUAGCCGGGAGGCCGCUGACCAGGUGGCCCCGGGGUGGGGGUGGGAAGCAGGCAUAGGGGCAGUUAGGAUGGCCCCUGUUCUCUGGCGUGCCUGAGCCUGAGGCUGGCAUUGUGUUCAGGCUUCCAGUGUGCUCAGAGUGCUAAGGCUCACCCUCCAGGAGCCCCGGGGCUGCCACGAUAAAGCUAGCGGGGCACCCUGUGAAUUGGUGUGCCGCUUCCUUCACCAGGGCCCAUCGCCAGCUCAGGGGAGAGUGGGCAUGGAAGCCCUUGGAAGCCCAGGCAGAUUUCCCGGGGCGGACUCUGGGGCAGGUGCCGGAGACAGGCUUUCCCGGGGAGAGGAGAGCAAGUCUGGGGGCCCCGGUGGGUGCGGUCUGUUCGAUACUAAGCCCCUUGUCUUGCUUGGCAGAAGACGGUAUUUGCAUGUAGCUCAUUACAGAUGUUCUGAGCCACCCCAGGCCUCCGCUCCCUUGUGCUUGGGGGGCCGGGUGCAAGCCGAGGGCUCGCGGGGCCCCUGCACCUGGGAGGACAGAGGGAAAGGCUUCUAGGCCCCUCCAAUCCCAGGGAGGAUUGUGGCAGUGGCGUCCAAGCAGAACUGUCUCGGCCACUCCACGGCCUUUGUGUCUGUGGACUUGGGGCUUCGGUGCCGUGGUCGAACCUCGAGUUUGCUUCUGAUGAGAGGUCGGCUGUGCCUCUCCCCCUCAGUACUUGGGAAGCUUCCUCUAGCCCCACACUAGCUGUUUUGAGGGCUCCUGACGUUGCACGGGGUGGUUGGAAUCUGGGACUGCAUUUCUCUGGAGGGGAGCCCGCAGAUUCCCCCGUCCUCAGCCGGCCCGAGGCUCUGCAUCUGUGUGUGGGCUUUUCUGGACUCCAAAGAAAUGACGGCUGGGCUGGGGGUGCUGCUAGGGCCAGUGGGCCCCGGGCCUCAGCUCUGAGACCACGGCCCGAGUUUUGGUCUGGCCCAGGGCUGGGGGCAAGCCUGCAGGCACCAGAGCUCCCAGGCCUACUUUUAGAGCUGGUGUUUGGGGUGACGGUUCAGGAUGCUGCGGUCUGUGGAAUAAUAAACCUGCAUCUGCUCGUGGGCUGCGGUGGGGCUGUGGUGUCUGCUUGUGGGCCCUGGUUGAGGGACUGGCCAAAGGGGGCAAGAGAGGCUGGGGGUCCUGUCUCUCUCUCUCACACACACAGUUUCUCUAAAACCUCUUGAGGGGCAGCCAAAGGGCUUCAGUUCUGGUGGGGCAGAUCAAAGACCUUCUAGGACAAACCCUGAAUUUCUAAAGCAGACUUCCAGAACCUUCCCUGAGCAGUGUAUGGUAGAAGAAAGAGCCCGAACUCUGAGGUUAGGUCUUCCUGGCCUGCAGUCCUGCUCAGCCCCUUGUCUUCUGUGACCCACAGUUUCCUCAUCUAUAAAGCAGGGGAGAUAAUAAUAGCUAUGUCCAACUGCAGUGAGGAUUCCGCAAAAUGUCGACGCUUAUGUAGUAAAGCCCAGCCGAGAGAGAAGUGGAGAGCUGGAGACAUGGUCAUCAUGGCUGCACACCACAGUACUGCCCAAGCCCUCUCAAAAGCCCUCUUGCAUUUUGAUGGAGGACCCCAGGAGUCCCAAAGGGGUGGGGAUGUGUGGGUGUGUGUGUGUGUGUAGGACGUGGGAGCGAGGGGUAGGGGCAGAGGGAUGACUGCAUUAGAAUCGCCUGGGAUGGUUUGAAAAGAAGGCUCAUCGGGGCGGGGGGGGGGGUGGGAAAGGGGUAAAAAAGAAAGAAGAUAAAGAAGGCUCCUUCCUGAGCCCCCAUUGGAGUCUCCCAGUCAGGGAAGGUUGGUCAGAGUCGGGCGCCCCCUGGUGGCUCAGGUGCCGCACACAGACCGUCCCAGUCCUGGCCAGCCGCAGCUCCGGGAAGCGCCUCCCGUCGUCUGCCACGUCCAGCGUUCAUUUAAGGUGUCUUGUGCCAAAGGGGAACUUGAAACCACCCUGUGGGCGUUGCCAGGGCCUAUGAUCACUGACCACUACCUUAGGGUCUUGGCAGGAAUCUUCCAGGGCGGUAGGAAAGGAUGCUCAGGGAGCAAGCAGAGGCCUCUCUGGGUAUCUGGGCAGAAGGAACUUCAGUUUGCUGGAAAACAAGCCCAGGGAGGAGGCGUGAGUGGGGCUGGUGUGGGGGUGGCUGGGCCAGAGGGAAAUGCAGCCCAAGCCCAGGCCUGGCCUCGGGUCCUCCACCUCCUGGGGAUGGCUCGACAGCUGGAGGGCAGGCCUCCCGCUCUAGGAAGGCCUCCCUUAGCGGUCCCCUCAUCCCUUUCUGGUCUCUAGGAAGGAAGGAAGUCGCCUGUGGGGACAGAAAAGCAAGUGGGGUGAAAGGUGUGUGUGUGGAGUGGGGGUCUUUCUAGAGAUCAUGACAACACAACACGUCCCUCACCCCCAGUCUCCCCUGGGCCCCUCUUGUCUGGGAGGAAAGCGGCUGGUGCACCGUCAUCCUCAUCUGGGCAUUUGCAAGUUACAGGGGAAUUGUCACUGUAAAAAAGUCUGGAUGGAGCAAUGCGUUAUCAAAAGUUAUCAAAAGAAUACUUGGCUCCAGUGAGAUUUCAGGUAUCCACAGGGGGCGUCUCUUUUUGGUCAGGGACUCAGAGUCACCCGUCAGCUUGACCCAAUAAGAAAAGUAAAUAACAAAGGGGCAUCCACCUUCUCCUUCCCACAAGAUGGAAGGAUGUUGGCCGUGUGGGGCCGGUGGUGUUCUGAGCACUAGGCUCACGCUGCCGUCGUGCUGAGAUCGUGGCAGGAUCAUGCUAGGUUCAUGGCCAGCACUUACUAGGGGCUAUUCAUAUCCCUUGCAUGGCGGACGGUAUUAUUAAGUUGUUAGGGCCGCUCCAUGGGAUUCUAGUUGCUGGAGGUAGAGACACGGAGGGUGAGAGUGCAGGUGAAUGCCCGUCACCUACUUGCACACAGCAGAACUGGACGCAAACCCGUUGUCUCACUCUAAAGCUUAACUUGGCCCCUAACCAUUUUCUUUGGCCUGUUCCACUGCACUGCAGUUAUCCAUCUUGACCACCUGGGGGCGCCACGGCCCCACACAUGCGUGGUCUCACAGAGGCGCUCUUGAGAAGGCAGGCUGCUUUUACACAAAAUUCAUCACCGUUGCUAUCCUCCGACUUAGCCACAGUAAUAACAGCUACUAUAAAUUAAGCACUUACUAUGUGCCAGGCCCUGCACUAAGCACUUUCCAUACAUUAAUUCAUAUUUUCCUCACACCAGCUCUGUGAUUUGAAACACCACUGUGCUUUGCAACUACGAGGCCAAGGUUCAAAACCAGGUCUGUCUUCAAGGCCCAUCUCUUCACCGUCUCCUCGUAGGAGGCGCGAACUGCCUGGAGGCUGCACUGGGCUGGCAAGCUCGUUGUGCUUUGGUCAGCGCGGUGUCCUCAGACACCCUGAGUUUGAAUGCUUUUUGGCAGGGCACCUUCCAUUCGGCCGCGCCCUGGCCUGUUAUCCUCAGUCCUUUGUUUAUGUUACCUGCCCGACUCUGAGGUCAUUUGCAUUUGCACCUCCGUUGGUGCUAACAUUUCAUGGACUGGAAUCAGAUCUGGUUUGGGGAGGCACCCAGGAGAGAUGACAAGAGGUUGUGGCCCAGUGUCAUGCCAGGGAUGUGGGAGGCAGUCCUGUCCUUCAGCGCUCUCCCCUGACAGGCGAGGAAACGUUCUCUGAGUCAUUCCAGCACGCGAGGCACCAUCAGAUGCGCGGGUCUCCUGGGAUGGGCGAUGGUGAGCUGGAGGCAGACGAGGCACAUUUGGACUUUGCAGCCUUCUCCCAGUGGAGUGAUCUGGCUGUUUUAUGCACCCGGACGGAAUCCUUCCCAGUUUGUGUCCUUACAGUUCCCUUUCGCCUGGCCCUUGAACCGGUGAGUGGACUUAACCCUCACUGUGGGAUUUCUAAUCAGUACCAACCACUCUGUUCUGGCUGACCUGUGUCUCCCCUGUAACUCCUAUGUUGAGGCCCUCAGCCCCAGUACCUAACAAGGUCACCAUCUUUAGAGAGGAGGCCUUUAAAGAGGUGAUUAAGGCAAAAUGAGGCCAUUAGGGUGGGCCCUCAUCCAAUUGGACUGGUGUCCCUAUAAGAAGAGGAAAUCUGGUCACACGGAGGGGGAUGCUAAGGGCUCUUGUGCGCAGAGAAAAGACCAGGUGAGGACACGAGAUAAGGCAGCCAUCUGCGAGCCAAAGAGAGGAGCUUCGGAAGAAACCAAGCCUGCCGACACUUUGAUCUUGGACUUCCAGGCUCCACUGUGAGAAAAUAAAUGUCUGUUGUGUAAGCCA
Felis catus (domestic cat) is the source of this 7853-nucleotide messenger RNA. RefSeq names its product junctophilin 2 (gene JPH2). The coding region runs from base 854 to 2908 and encodes 684 amino acids. NCBI's taxonomy places the organism in Eukaryota, Metazoa, Chordata, Mammalia, Carnivora, Felidae. Gene Ontology annotation, cellular component: junctional membrane complex; sarcoplasmic reticulum; endoplasmic reticulum membrane. The transcript has 6 exons. The record is from RefSeq and is a predicted model, not a curated record.